This is a messenger RNA of Knipowitschia caucasica, 567 nucleotides long. The record is from the annotation of a GenBank genome assembly. Lineage: Eukaryota; Metazoa; Chordata; Actinopteri; Gobiiformes; Gobiidae.
AUGGCCGAGAGGACGGUGCCCUUCUCCCUGGAGCGCUCUCGCAGCUGGGACCCCUUCGCUGAUCGCCACAGCCGCAUUUUUGACCAGUGUUUUGGGAUGCCUGCAUUGACAGAAGAGGCUCUCCUCACCACUCACUGGCCCGGAUACUUCAGGCCCUCAGUCCUGGCUCCAGACCUGAGCCCCCUGAUGUCCCUGAUGCACCCAGGACCUGCCCUGGCCCGACAGUUGAGCAGUGGAACGUCCCAGAUCCAGCAGACCAAGGACAGCUGGAAGGUGUCUCUGGAUGUCCAGCACUUCUCCCCCGAGGAGCUGGUGGUCAAGACCAAGGACGGUGUAUUAGAGAUCAGUGGGACACAUGAGGAGAGGGAGGACCAGCACGGCUUUGUGUCCAGGAAAUUCACCCGGAAAUACACUCUUCCAUCAUCUGUCGACGCAGAGAAGGUCACCUCAGCCCUGUCCCCAGAGGGAGUGCUCACUGUCCAGGCCCCGCUGGUCGCACCUGCCCUGGAGGCUUCUAAGACCACCACUGCAGUCACAGAUGACAACAAAGCGGCAAAGAAGAAGUAG